UUUCGUAAAUAAGAAGCCUGGAUCCUCCCCUUACCCCCUCCCCUGUUAUACAGACAUCACAGCCUCAGCAGCCUUUCCCCUCCCCUAACGACUGGGGACUGGUUCCGGGAAUUGAGAAGCGGAAACUUCUUUGAUAAGUGAGCGGCAAUCGAAAUUUGCUAUACUGAGGCGGUAUAUUUUGAUAUUUUUUAUGAUGCUCCGGAUCUUGGGCUAUUUUCAGAUAUUCUUGGUGGUUUCGAGGUUUAUCCUUAACCUUUUAAAUUUCGCUACGGCUGCGGUGUGCCUUUACUAUUCAACUCCAACAGAAAACUGUAACGUUCGAAACCAAACGAACAACAUACUUGGUCGGCAAGAGAUCAGCAACACAGUAGACACAGUAGGGGCGCUGCUAGAAGAUGGUAACUCCCUUUUGCUCCUUUCGAUAAUUGUAUUUUGGAAAACAUUUAAAGUGUGGAGGUAUAUUUGUGCAGUGAUUCGUAUUGGACACUUCUGGGUUUGGUGCGUUUUUUGCAUCACCUUCGCUCUUUCGACUCUAUACGUGAAUAUCAUUCACGGCACAGACAGUACGGGAAACGUCAAUGCGAUGGCAAUCGCACAGAUCAUCGAAAUGCUUCUUCUCACGUUCCUGGCGAGUGCCAUCAACUUCAUUUCCCACGAAACGUACGUGAGAUGGAUCGAAUCUCGAUUCUCGGAGCAGACAAACACGCAACGUGUAUUCAUGCCACUUUUCCGACUCGUCCUUGGAGCAUACUUCUUCAGAAAUCUCGGUUUGUUUUUGUACGACACGGCCCUUGUGUCCAUGAGCAUCUCGCUGUUGAAGGGUGGGAGAGUGGAAGGAACGCGUGACUGGGACAGCUUGCUUCUUUUACUCAACGCAGCGUUCCGUGCCAGUUUCACGAAGUUCUUUUUUGAAAAGAUGUUUAAGGAACAAAAACUUCCAAAGGUGUGCGCGGAUGAAACGGAAAUCUCAACAGGACCUGUGUUGUUAAGAGACCAGCUUGGUGGCUAUCAAGAGAUAGAUGCCGCGUUUGGAUUAGUAAACUGACAAACCUUUUGUGGUUUCGAGAAAGUUUGCCAGUUUUCCUGCUGGUGCUCACAUACAUGUCUGUUCUAGGGCCCUGUUUACAAGCAGGUAGGGUAACCCUAGUGCUAGGGUUACCCUGGCAGGAGGGUUACCCUAAUGUUCC
Messenger RNA from Stylophora pistillata, 1187 nucleotides. RefSeq lists its product as uncharacterized. Lineage: Eukaryota; Metazoa; Cnidaria; Anthozoa; Scleractinia; Pocilloporidae. The record is from RefSeq and is a predicted model, not a curated record.